Messenger RNA from Benincasa hispida (wax gourd), 2495 nucleotides. RefSeq names its product RNA-binding KH domain-containing protein. Lineage: Eukaryota; Viridiplantae; Streptophyta; Magnoliopsida; Cucurbitales; Cucurbitaceae. The record is from RefSeq and is a predicted model, not a curated record. Gene Ontology annotation, molecular function: RNA binding.
AUGGACACCAAUUUCAGCCCCAAACGUCCAUCGGACGCCAUCUCCGAUCCCAACCUUCCCACCGGUCGCUCCGUCCGCCCAAGACAAUUACCUCCGCCUCCGCCACUGCCGCCACCAGCAUCCGCCACUGCACCGGCGACAUUAGGGUUAAACUCUACCUCCAGAGAUACCCCCGUUCUUAAACCCUCGUCUCCCUCCGAUACCCUCUUUCGCCUCCUUUGCCCAGCGUCCAAGGUUCCCUCCAUCCUUCGCCAUCUCUGCGAUAUUCCCGGCACUAGGAUCCACAUCGACGAGCCUCUUCCUUCAUGCGACGAAUGCAUCAUUGUUAUCCUCGCCGACUCCCCAUCCAAACCCUCGCUUACUAAUCGAGGAAAUGAUAGAGAAUUCAGUGAGCACGAUAUCAGUCGCAACGUCUCUAGUGAUGCGGUGGCUGGAGAUUCUGACGAGCGGUUGCAGGCGCAGCAGGCUUUACUACGAACUUUUGAGAAUAUAGUUAGGAUGAACGAGGAUAGCGAAGAAAACCAAGAGAUGCAGAAGAAAAAUGCAGAUUCUGCUCCAAACGAUCGGAUUAGCGGUGGAGAAACUGAGGGAUUAGUGGUCUGCAGGCUGCUGGCACCUAGUCAUCAAGUAGGGCGCGUGCUUGGUAGAGGAGGAAAAACUGUGGAGAAGAUUAGGCAGGAGAGUACGGCUCAAGUAAAGAUUUUCCCCAAGGAUCAAAAUCCGGCUUGUGCGUCGCCGCAGGAUGAGUUAAUUCAAAUAUCAGGAAGCUUGCCGGCGGUUAUGAAGGCCCUUUCUUCUGUUUCCGCCUGUCUUCAGGAUAACCCGAGGAUGGAUUCGAGCAACUCUUCCUCCACAAAACCAUUAGGGCCCACGUCCCAUUCAAAUUGUAUGCCAUUACAAGACGAAGAACCUUCUCCUAAGAGGAAAUAUGCUAGCCAUCAUAAUGCAGAUUAUCGCUCAAGGAGUUAUUCUUCCAUACCAGGACAUGAAAAUGUUGGAGCUGGUCCAAGAGCGGCUAUGGAAGAGGAUGUAGUGUUUAGAUUGCUAUGUCAACCCGAUAAAGUUGGAAGUCUAAUUGGGAAAGGUGGCACUAUCGUACGAGCGUUGCAAAAUGAAACGGGUGCCUCUAUAAAGAUAGUUGAUACUCCCGACUUGGAUGAACGUGUGGUUAUGAUAUCUGCACGAGAGAGUUUGGAGCAAACAUAUUCUCCUGCACAAGAGGCUGUUAUACGUGUACAUUGUCGAAUUGCAGAAAUUGGAUAUGAACCAGGUGCUCCAGUUGUUGCUAGACUGCUUGUACACGGACAACAGAUAGGUUAUUUGGUGGGUCGAGGAGGCCAUAUUAUUAAUGAAAUGAGAAGAGGGACUGGUACUAGCAUUCAGAUAUUUCCCCGGGAGCAAAUUCAAAACAGUGGACCUGUGAAUGAUGAAGUAGUACAGGUUAUUGGAAAUUUGCAGUCUGUACAGGAUGCUCUGUUUCACAUAACAAAUCGACUUAGAGACACUUUAUUCCCAAUGAGACCACACGUACCUAACUUCAACAAUCCAUCUUACUUGUCUCCUCUCCCGGGAACACCUCCUCCCUUAUUUAGGCCGGGAAAUAAUGCACAUUCCCCCGGAUGCUAUCCUUCUCAAGCUGGAGCUCUUCAUGGGAUGGAACGUCUUCCUUUCCAUUCCCACCCACUCGAUCAUCAGCCUCCAUAUUCUCAUAAUAUUAGUUUCGGUGGUAAUAACAUGGAUGGAGUUCCAUAUCCCCAUGGUAUUGAGAGACCAGGGCCAGGUUCUUUUGAGAGACCUCCUAGAUCGUGGACUCCUCAGGUUAGUAGCGAAAUACCCAAGGGACCGACUGAUGUUGGUUUUGGCAUGGUUUCAAGAAAUGAGUCCUACAGCAGCGGGGGUCCAGCUCAUUUCAUGGGAGGCACAUCUAUGGAGAUGGUGAUUCCACAAACUUUAAUUUGUCACAUCUAUGGAGAGAACAGCAAUAACAUUGCUCAUGUUCAGCAGAUAUCAGGGGCAAUGGUUGUGGUUCAUGAUGCUAAACCUGGAAUGUUUGAUGGUAAAGUGAUCGUGUCAGGCACACCAGAUCAGAUUCGAGCUGCCCAAAGACUUGUCCACGCCUUCAUCUUGUGCGGGAAGACGCAACCCUCAUGAACCUACUAAAACACCGCAUGAAAAUUGAAUUUUGUCUCAAAAGUUUCAACGGGAGUUUCCAAAUGGAUGUAAACCAAAACAUACAUGUGGGUAUUAGGGUGCUUUCUAAUUUAGGUAAAGAGUUUGAAUCCAUUUCACCCUGUUCCAAACAUGUUUUCCAGCCACCUUGGCAAGUGCUCAAUGUAGAAAACCAAUAAGAAAAAUACGAAGUGUUCAUCUUAUUUCGUAGGGCAGAAUUUGUAGUAAUCGUGUUAGACUCGUGAUUUCAUUGUCAAAAUUUGCAUCAUCCAGAGAUUGUAUAGUGAUAGAAUAAAAGGAAAAAAAUUUGGGGCAUUUUCCCCAAA